AUCGGAAAAAAAACCCAGCCGUUGCCGGGAAAGGUUCGGAUCCCUACUGAGACGACCAUUAUCGGGUUUGUGUAAUCCGUUCGAACUCUAAAGGUGAAGAAACAAAAAUCCGAGGCCACACGGCUCGAUGAGGUUGUUCGAACAAUGUAGCGUUUGGGGGUGCUGCUAAUUCGCUCUCUCAGCUCUAUACCCACGCCAUGAACCCCCAACGCGUCUCUUUCCUCGCCGGUGAACGUCGCGGCAUGGAGAAACUUUACCAAUGAGUUGUGAGACAAGAAGAACAAGGAACUAGAGUAUCCACAAUUGAUAUUAUUACCUACUUGCAGAGAACUCAGAGCAUUAGUACCGGAGAAUAAAAGAUCAAAGGGAUUAGAGUCAUCGACGGAAGUGUUCUUCUCUUGACGGCUCUGUUCAUUCUUUAAAUUGAAAAAGUCUCUGAUCUGCUCACAAUCUUCAGAUGGCAUGGCUUGUGGUAUCUCUUUCUCUGAUUGUUAUCUGGGUGGCUUCUUUAUGCAAAGUUUUCUUCGGAGGAACCUCUAACUCCAGAGCUGCUAUUAUCGGUCAUGGUAGUAAUACCCCUGACAAGAAAAAUAUUAUGUUCGUUAUUGCACAUCCUGAUGAUGAGUCAAUGUUCUUUUCUCCAGUGAUAAACUACUUAACUUCCAAUGCAUACAAUCUUCACAUGUUAUGCUUGUCUACUGGUAACGCUGAUGGUAUGGGAAGCAUUCGGAAAGAUGAGCUGCAUCAGGCUUGUGCAGUGCUCAAGAUUUCGCUUCAACAGUUAAGAGUUCUGGACCAUCCAAAUUUACAGGAUGGCUUUGGGAAAGUAUGGAGCCAUGAUUUGCUAACAGAAGUCAUCGAAGAAGAAGUCACUAAACACGAUAUCCACACGAUCAUAACAUUUGAUAACCAUGGUGUUUCUGGUCAUUGCAAUCACCGAGAUGUGCAUCGUGGAGUAUUGAAUUUCUUGCAAACUAAUUCAGGAAAAAAUAUCAAAGCUUGGGAACUAGUAAGCCUUAAUAUCUUUCGCAAGUACUGUGGACCUGUCGACAUUUGGCUGUCAAUUUUAUCCGACAAAAAACAUCCAAGUAAGGUAAUCAUCAUAAACGAGCAGCCUUGGAAAAGCUUCAAAGCAAUGGCACAACAUUUAAGCCAGUGGGUUUGGUUUCGGAAGCUCUUUGUUUCGUUUUCAAGCUACACAUACGCGAACACACUGAACAGAAUUAUCCCUUGAGUCAGAUUUUGAGGCAACCCAGCUAGCUAACAAGCUCUUUUCUGAGGCAAUGGUGAGAGAAUUAUGAACAAACACUGUAGCUUGUAUUGUUGGAUCACUGACAAAUUAUUUAUUUGGCAUUUUGCAUAUAUAUUUUGUUGUAAAAAUACUUUGCUAAUAAUUCAGAUGCAAACAGAGUCACAAAAAACUUGCGAAGUUGAAGCAUA
Messenger RNA from Capsella rubella, 1440 nucleotides. RefSeq names its product probable N-acetylglucosaminyl-phosphatidylinositol de-N-acetylase. Gene Ontology annotation, biological process: GPI anchor biosynthetic process. The record is from RefSeq and is a predicted model, not a curated record. The transcript is spliced from 13 exons. NCBI's taxonomy places the organism in Eukaryota, Viridiplantae, Streptophyta, Magnoliopsida, Brassicales, Brassicaceae. Gene Ontology annotation, molecular function: N-acetylglucosaminylphosphatidylinositol deacetylase activity. Bases 458 to 1234 code for a protein of 258 amino acids. Gene Ontology annotation, cellular component: endoplasmic reticulum.